Homalodisca vitripennis (glassy-winged sharpshooter) is the source of this 1272-nucleotide messenger RNA. Its product is annotated as RNA-binding protein 1-like. The record is from RefSeq and is a predicted model, not a curated record. The transcript has 6 exons. Gene Ontology annotation, biological process: mRNA splicing, via spliceosome. The coding region runs from base 161 to 463 and encodes 100 amino acids. Gene Ontology annotation, molecular function: RNA binding. NCBI's taxonomy places the organism in Eukaryota, Metazoa, Arthropoda, Insecta, Hemiptera, Cicadellidae. Gene Ontology annotation, cellular component: nuclear speck.
GUUAUAAUUUUUGAUUCUCUAUGUUUUAGGAUCAACAGUCGUACUUUUUAUACUGUGUAAAUACUGUAUAGCCCAGCUUUAGCCCUAAACUUUGUAAAAUUUGUGUUUGUAGAAACAAGAUUCUGCUGAUUGAGUGAAACUCGUUUGGAAUUAAGCCAUAAUGUCGAAUAGAGAUGGUGAUGCUGCAUGCAAAGUGUACGUUGGAAAUCUGGGAAGUUUUGCAUCAAAACAUGAACUAGAAUCUGCAUUCACAAAAUAUGGUCCUCUACGAAAUAUAUGGAUAGCACGUAAUCCUCCAGGAUUUGCUUUUGUUGAGUUUGAAGAUCCCCGUGAUGCAGAAGAUGCUGUCAGAGGUCUUGAUGGAACGCGGUUGUGUGGUACAAGAGUACGAGUAGAAAUGUCUUCAGGCCGAAGGAAGUCUGGUGGUGGUGGUGGCGGUGGCGGGUGGCGGCGGUGGUGGUAGAAGAGCACCUGCAAGGGUUCAUAACACCUGUACCCUGAUGUUAUGGGCGACUUGAAUGAUCGCCCUCUCGAAGGGCGGUCGUUCAGUCAUGCCUCCCCCUUCUGGGUCGCCCGCCCUCGCCACAUCCGCCCCGACAACUGGGAAUCGCCCCACCAUUCCAUCUUGCAUCUAGCAACAUUUCUUCUUUCACCCCGCUCGGCACUCCAUAACUUCUUGGGCAAGACACAAGUCAAUUCAGCCAAAGGCUGAAGCAGUGAGUGUUUCCAGUGUAAAACCUCCUGGAAACUGACUGCAGACAAAAAAUUCACGUGAAAUUACUUUAAAGAGAUCUCUUACCAAACAGUUUUGAUAACAAAUUAUCAUAAGGGCAAAACACUGUUUUCAACACUGUCCCUCCCAGUAAUGCACAUCCAGAAUAUUUCACCCUUAGGAAACUGAUCUGAACUUCCUUUUUCAACUGCAGCCGUUUAUGGUCCCGAUCUCGUUCCCCACGCCGCCGCUCAUUGUCGCGUUCCCGCUCACGCAGUCUGUCACGCAUACCACGCAGACCCUCUCGCUCCACCUCCAGAGACCGUUAUUAAACAUUGUGCAGGGUGGGGUUGUUCUGGUAUGGAUCCAGAUUUGAAGUAUGUGACUACCGCAUCAUUCCCAUUACAGCAAAUAUAUGUAGAGUAGGUUAGGCUUACAAUAAAUUUAAAAUAUAAGUAUUUUACCCAGUGGUUGAUCAAAAAUGUGUUGUGUUUGCACCAUUUUACUUAUUGUGUGAGCUAGUCUAAUGACAUAAUUUGCAAAUAAAAUACUUAUAUAAA